This is a messenger RNA of Seminavis robusta, 1611 nucleotides long. The record is from the annotation of a GenBank genome assembly. NCBI's taxonomy places the organism in Eukaryota, Bacillariophyta, Bacillariophyceae, Naviculales, Naviculaceae.
GUUCCGGCAACUUGAAAAAUCCUGGAAGCAGCCGUUUUGGGCUCUUGGGAGCCAAGUUUUUCUUGUUUAAAGGCCAAUUAUAUCCGAUCGCUCAGUUGCGAGAGGGGAAGGAGAAGGUAGCCUUGCAAGACCUUGUGAACUUUGAGUUCAACUGCAUGUUAUGGUUGCCUUGCUGCCGAGAGCUUUGAAAACGAACCAUGCAGCGUACCGAAGGGUUGGGUAUAUGACAGUCGUACUCUCUGCUCUCUGCAACUAGCCCUUGAAGUUCCAAUCUUAGUUGUUACGCAUCCAAGAUGAAGGUUCCACCAGAUAUAGAGAAAGCCCGUCGGGAUGUUCAAGGAAAUGCUGUGCCUAAAGAACAGAAGUCUCACUAUCCGGCGAUCCAUCCACUUGACAUUACUCAUCACGGCUCUACAAGCGGCAACGGCAUUGCAAAGAGCAAACGAAGAUCCUCUUACUCGUGCGGAGACCUCAAAACUAGAGAAAACAAGAAGAAGAAGAUGCAGGAAAUCCUUCAAGCCGCUUCCACCAACACACGCCGACGCAGUGGUGGUGGGAUGGAUCCAAGACGGAUGCGUUCCAAGUCACUCAUCAGUCUCCCUCAGCUCAUGGCGCAAAGCUGCGCCUGUUUUGCGCCUCUUCCUGACUAUGCCAAGUACCAAGAACGCAAAAUCCAACGUGAGUUGAGCCGUACUUGUAUUUUUACCGAUGAGCCAAGUUCACCUCUGAAGUUUGAAAGCCGAAAGUCUUCCAAGAAAGAGAUGAUCCGCAGCAAGAGCCUGAACUUGACCGACGCAAUCUCUGCAGCAACUGCGGCAACUACGUCAAGCCUCAUCCAGGAAAAGGCAGCAACGUCUGGGAGCCUUGCGGAUGGUGUUUCUGCUUCCUCUCCUCCAGCAUCUUCGUCACCUUCUAGUGUAGUCAGCGCAAAACUCGCAAAAAGUGUGAAAACUCGAAUGGUAUCCACCAUAAAGCCGCCGCAGCUCGAAUGCAUGGACGAGGACGAUACGAGCAGUACAAAUCCAUCUCCCAAAGUUCCAUCUGUUGCGACACUCGAAGGGUACGAUAUGACUGUAGUAGUCGAUGAUGAUGAUGAUGAUGAUGAUGAUGAGACUUCUGGUGGCAUGCAGAUUGAGGUGUCUCCAGGUGUGUCCACUCGCGUGAGGAGUGUGGGCGAAACAAUGACGGCUAUCCGGAACGACUUCUUUGUCCCCGUGUUUUGCCUGGGAUGUGCAUUGGAUUUGUUUUGUAUUGCUGAUGCACAGUUUGUUCUCUGCCCGGCGUGUCGUGUGGUCAGUCCUGUGGAGGCACAACUGUGUACCAGCAAAGAUGAUACAAAACCAAGGGGGUUGGGACUGGGAGUACGAUACGAAAACCUGGUUGAAAUUCAAUCUGAAAUCUUAGCAACACCGCUCUAAGCGCAAAUACUUUGGGCCCUUUCCAGUGAACUACAUGCAUUGCGUACGGUAGUACAUGUAUAGUUUUCAAAAUCCUUUAAUGAAAGCGUUUCUAGCAAAUACUUUGGGUCCUUCCAAGUGACUAUUGCUUACGUGUACAUGUACCGGUACGGUAGCUUUAAAUCCUUUACUGAGCACAUGUAAUAAAGAAGAG